AAAAAAUAAUAUUUCUCACAACUUUUUUUUUUCUCUCUUCAAAAUUUCUUUCACAAACAUCAAAUUUCCUCACAAAUCAACCAUCAAAAAACCCCCACAUUUAUUCCAAAACAAUUUCAAUCCUUUCAUUUUUUGUUAAUCAAAUAAAUUAAAAUCAAAUUAAUUUAAAUUUAGGGCAGAUCAAUGAAAACAACUUCUUUGACAUUAAGCUUAUAGAAAGGGAUAUAUGGUGCUCAUUAAUUAGCUUUGAGGAAUUAUUUAACUUUCGUGAGUUUGUUUAUAGACGUAUAUUUGGCUGAAAUACGUUUGAAUUAGAGUUAUAUAAUCAUGGUUGCUACGGCUGCCACUGCAUCAUUGUUUCCGAUUACAUCCCCACAACCAGAAUCUGGGGCCAAUAAUUCUGGCAAGCAUGGAUGCGGGAUGGGUAGUGUAGAUGUGCGUGGAAUCAAGAAAAAGUCUGGAUCUUCUGGUUUGCAAGUUAAGACCAAUGCACAGGCACCGACUAAGGUAAACGGUACUAGAAUGGGUGUUAUGGAUGGCCUCAAGACUGAUGAUAAUUCAUCAUCAGCUGCCCCAAGAACAUUUAUCAACCAGUUGCCUGAUUGGAGCAUGCUCCUUGCUGCUAUUACUACUAUUUUCUUGGCUGCGGAGAAGCAAUGGAUGAUGCUAGAUUGGAAAACGAAGCGUCCAGACAUGCUUGUGGAUCUGGAUCCUUUUGGUUUAGGAAGAAUCGUUGAGGAUGGGUUUGUAUUUCGUCAAAACUUUUCUAUACGAUCGUAUGAAAUAGGGGCUGAUCGAACUGCUUCGGUUGAGACCUUAAUGAAUCAUUUGCAGGAAACGGCCCUUAAUCAUGUAAAAAAAGCUGGAAUCCUGGGCGAUGGCUUUGGUUCAACGCCUGAGAUGUGCAAGAAAAAUCUUUUUUGGGUUGUCACAAAGAUGCAAGUGCUAGUAGACCGUUAUCCGACCUGGGGUGAUGUGGUUCAAGUAGAUACUUGGGUGGCUGCUUCUGGGAAAAAUGGUAUGCGUCGUGAUUGGCUGAUACGUGAUUGCAAGACAGGGGAGAUACUAACAAGAGCUUCAAGUAACUGGGUUAUGAUGAAUAAAGUUACAAGGAGGUUAUCAAAGAUUCCUGAUGAAGUCCGAGCUGAAAUUGAGCAAUAUUUUGUAGACACACCUCCUGUUGUUGAUGAAGACAACAGAAAAUUACCAAAACUUGAUGAGAACAAUGCGGACCAUGUCCGUAGUGGUUUAACUCCAAAGUGGAGCGAUCUUGAUGUCAACCAGCAUGUCAACAAUGUAAAGUAUGUUGGCUGGAUCCUUGAGAGUGCUCCAAUGCCUGUCAUGGAGAACUAUGAGCUUUCAAGCAUCACACUCGAGUAUCGUCGAGAGUGUAUGAAGGACAGUGUGCUGCAGUCACUCACUUCUCUACUCGGCAAAUGUCAUGGAGAAAUGGCUGAUCUCAACCAUGUUGAUUGUCAGCAUCUGCUUCGGCUAGAAGGUGGCGGGGAGAUUGUGAAGGGCAGAACCAAAUGGAGGCCCAAAUAUGCAAACAGUAUCAGGAGCAUCAAUCACCUCUCAACUGAAAGUGGCUAAUGCUCGUUUCAGGGUAAGCGGCAUUAUGGUCAUAUAGCUUCUUGUGCUUCUUGCAAGUUAUUUGCAAUCUUUUGACCUCUCAUCUAUAUAUAUAUUAUAUAUGUUCUUUUUUAAAUUGUAUGCUUUUUUUUUUUUAAAACCAUCUUAGUCUAAACAUAGAGAGAAGUGUAACCCUAUUGUAAGUAAAGCCCUUCCUGCACAAACUCUUGUAUCUCCUCUCUUCUCUUCUUAUCUCUCUUCCUGGAUUUACUUAUUUUAAUGUGGCAAUUCUUUAUUAUUUAUAAUCAAAUAUCGUUUUGCUGGUGGUGUUUGUUGAA
This is a messenger RNA of Erigeron canadensis, 1910 nucleotides long. Its product is annotated as palmitoyl-acyl carrier protein thioesterase, chloroplastic. Bases 328 to 1593 code for a protein of 421 amino acids. The record is from RefSeq and is a predicted model, not a curated record. The transcript is spliced from 7 exons. Gene Ontology annotation, biological process: fatty acid biosynthetic process. Gene Ontology annotation, molecular function: fatty acyl-[ACP] hydrolase activity; acyl carrier activity. Lineage: Eukaryota; Viridiplantae; Streptophyta; Magnoliopsida; Asterales; Asteraceae.